Messenger RNA from Marasmius oreades (fairy-ring Marasmius), 717 nucleotides. RefSeq lists its product as uncharacterized. Bases 1 to 717 code for a protein of 238 amino acids. Gene Ontology annotation, cellular component: cytosol. The transcript has 2 exons. Gene Ontology annotation, biological process: L-tryptophan biosynthetic process. The record is from RefSeq and is a predicted model, not a curated record. Lineage: Eukaryota; Fungi; Basidiomycota; Agaricomycetes; Agaricales; Marasmiaceae.
AUGGCCAUUCAACCUCUUCCUCCUCAUCUGUCUGGUCAACUCGACGUUCUUAUGAUCGAUAAUUUCGAUUCAUUCACUUGGAAUCUUUACCAACAACUCUGUCUCCUCGGGGCCAACGUAACAGUCAUCAGAAACGAUGCUAUCUCACCCAGCCAAUUCCCCUUGCUGAAGCUGAAUUCCUUCAUCAUCUCUCCUGGGCCGGGCCACCCUCAGACAGACUCCGGAAUUUCCAGGGAUGCCAUUAAAUAUUUCCAAGGCAAAGUCCCCAUCCUCGGUGUUUGCAUGGGCCUCGAGUGUCUUGUAGAUGUUCAUGGAGGCAAAAUUGCGUACGCCGGAGAGAUCAUGCACGGCAAGGUCAGCCGUGUAAGACACGACAACAGAGGCUGUUUCCGCGAUGUACCUCAGGGAAUCGAAUCCAUCCGAUAUCACUCCCUGAGUUCCCAGGUUUCUUCCUUACCUCCUCAGGUUGAGACCACUUCGGCAACGGAGGAGUCAGACGUCAUAAUGGGAGUGCGUCACAAAGAAUACACCCUUGAGACUGUCCAGUAUCACCCCGAGAGUAUUUUGAGCGAAGGCGGAGAUGAACUUAUCGCGAAUUUUCUGAAACUUCGCGGUGGAUAUUGGAGAGAAAACCCCGACUUCCAUGUCGGUGAUCCCGCCCUCCCACCUUUCCCUCUUGAAAACCCCAACCCACCUCCGAACUACAAGGCAGUAUGA